Molecule: messenger RNA, 2493 nt
Organism: Plasmodium vinckei vinckei
Lineage: Eukaryota; Apicomplexa; Aconoidasida; Haemosporida; Plasmodiidae
Product: conserved Plasmodium protein, unknown function
Exons: 1
Coding region: 1-2493 (830 amino acids)
Source: RefSeq, a predicted model, not a curated record
AUGGAAAAUAAGGAUGAAGUAACAUCCAUUGGAAAUAAAAACAAAGACGACGAAAUAUUUAAAUUAAGAAAAUUAGUAUCAAUAUUUAAAAAUGAAUGUAAAAAAUUGAAAGAAGAAAAUGAUAAGUUAAAAAAAAAAGAAUAUUCUGAAUCUUUAGAAAAUAAUAUUGAAAAUGGUGAUGAAAAUUUAAGUGAAUAUGGAACAACAGAUGUUCAAGAAAAAAAUGAAAUAAUUAAACGAACUAUUAUUGAAAAAAGUUAUAAAAAAUUAAAAGAUUUUACUAUAUUAUUAGAAGAUAAAUUAAAAAGUGUAAAAAUUGAAAGUGAAAAAAAAUGUGUAGAAUUAGAAAAUAAAAUAGAAGAAUGUAAUAAAAAUAAAAAUAUAUAUAUAACAGAAAUUGGAAAUUUAAAAGAAAAAUUAAGAGAACAAAAUAUAAUUAUUGAUGGAUUAAAUAAAAAAAUUGAAGAAUAUAAAAUUUAUUUACGUUCAGAAAAAAAUGUACAAGAAUCUUAUCAAAAUAAUAUAGACCAAACUAUAGAAUAUAAAAUAGAAAUUCGAAAAUUAAAAGAAAAUAUUGAAAUUUUAAAAAAAAAUAAUGAAAUAACAGCAAAAGAAAGACAACAAUAUAGAAGUAUGAUUAUUUUAUGCUCACAAUAUAAAGAAAAAUGUAAACAAAUUCCAAAUUUUCAAAAUAAAAUUGAUAUACUAGAAAAUCAAAUAAAAGAAAUGGAAAUAUACAAAAUUAAAGAUAAUGAAAAUAUUAAAAAAAUUGCAGAAUUAAAAAAUACAAUAAUAAAUAAUCAAAUUGAAAAUAAUAAUUUAAAAACACAACUAAAUGAAUGGAUUAAUUUUGCAAAAAUUUAUAUAAACAGUAAAUCUAUAAAUAUAGACACACUAAAACAAACCAUGAAUGAAUUAAAUAGUAAGUAUACUCAAGUAAAUUCAACAAAAGUCGAUCUUGAAGUUAAGUAUCGAAAAAUUGUUGUUGAUAUGGAAGUUCAAAAACAACUUUUAGAAGAUAAAGAAUUUGAAUUAAAAAUCAUGAAAAAUAAAAAUAUAAGACUUGAAAAAAAAUAUGAAUUUCUAAAAAAGGAUUACCUUCUCGAUAUAGCUAAAAAUAAUACAAAUACUUCAACCGUUUUACAAUCACAAAAUAAUAGUGAUGAAAAUGGAAAAGAAGAUGAUUAUAAAGUUGACGACAUUGAAUCAGUUUUAUCAAUCAGUAUAUCAAAUCUGUUGAAUGAAAAAUAUAAUGAAAAUGAUAGUGAAGAAGUUAAAAAAAAUAAAAUUGAAAAUUUAUUAAAACUAGCUCAUAAUUAUAAAUAUAAAAUCGAUUUUUUUCAAAAUGAUAAUAUAGAAAAAGAAAAAUUAAUAGAUGAACUAAAUAAUAAAAUAGAUAAAUAUAAAACAGAUUUUGAAAAAACACAAUUAAAAGAAAAAAAUAUUGAAGUAUUUACACAAGAUCUGUUACUAUAUGAAAAAGAAAUAAACUUUUUAAAAGAUCAUGUUGAUAUUUAUAAAAAACAAAUUUUAAAUCUUGAAAAUGAAUUAGCUAAUACUAACAAUUUAUGGAAAGAAGAUAAUGAAAAAUAUGAAGUUACAAUUAAAAAUUUAAAAGAUGCUUUAAAAAAAGCUCAGUUUGAAGCUAAAGUUCUUGCAAAUGCUUCUACAUCUAUUACUGGAAAAAAUUUAACUGAAUCAAAUGAUUCGAAAAAUGAUUCUACUUUUCUUUAUAAAGAUAUUGAUAAUAUGAAUUCUAUUGAUGAAAUACAAAUCAAAAAUUUAAAAAAUGAAAAUUUAUAUCUUAAGGCAAAAAUAGAAGUAAUUAAAAUAUAUUAUGCAAAUCAAAUCAAAAGUUUUAGAGAAGCUUUUUUAUAUAUUUUAGGAUGGGAUAUACAAAUAGAGCAAAAUGAUGAAGAAAUGUUUUUUAUAUUUACAUCUAUGUUUUCAACUCAUGAUGGAAAAUUUAUAUUUAUCAAAGAUAAAAUGCAGAAUGACAAACGAUCAUAUAAUAAAGAAAAAGAAGAAUAUGAAAAUUUUAAGCGCAUCAAAUUAGAUCAUGAUCCCACUUCUGAUACAGCAUCUAAAAUAGAUGCUACUACUGAGAAGGUUAUCAACACAAUAAGUCAAAGUGUUGAGGAAAAUUCCCAAUCCUCUGUUGAGAAAAAUAUUAAUACAGAUGAAUCAUUUUUUGCAGGAUUGUUUGGAAAUAAAAAUCAAAUAAAUACAGAAACAAUUAUUGAUAAAACAAACUUAAAUAAUACUAAUAUCAAUAUGUCAACAAUUAUGAAGGGAUGUAAAUAUAAUUUGCUACUGCAAGGAUAUUACAGUAUUAAAUGGAAUGAAAAUAGUGAUUGGAAAAAAUAUAUAAAUAAAAUAACAACAUAUCCAAUUCUUUUAUCAUUAUUAUGUAUUGAAGAAUAUAAUAAUAUAAAGUUACAAUAUAAUAACAACUUGUGUAAAAACUCACGAAGUAUGCUUUUCAAGAUAUAG